AUGGAUGUUAGAGCUAAUACAGGUUUUGCAAUGGGUUGUUGGGUGAUGCAAUUCUCAGUAAAGGCACGACAUUUGUGGUCGGUGUUGACGGUGGUUAGUGGUGGAGAUGGAAGGUGGAAAAACGAUGGUAACCAGGGAUGUUGGGUGUUCUUCGUGGCUGUAAUGGUGGUUUCCAGCAAAGGUAGGGCAGACGGCGAUGGGGUCAACUGGUGGUGGUUUAUGCUCGGUUAUAAAGGAGGUCAAUGUAGAGAUGCUCGACGGUGGUUAAUGGCGAUAAAAAUGGUGUGGCUUGGUGAAUCUUAUGUUCUCGGCAACAAACACGCGGUAGAGAUGAUGGUGGUUUAA
Messenger RNA from Lactuca virosa, 345 nucleotides. The record is from the annotation of a GenBank genome assembly. Lineage: Eukaryota; Viridiplantae; Streptophyta; Magnoliopsida; Asterales; Asteraceae.